Salvelinus namaycush (lake trout) is the source of this 2131-nucleotide messenger RNA. Its product is annotated as monocarboxylate transporter 4-like. The record is from RefSeq and is a predicted model, not a curated record. Gene Ontology annotation, cellular component: membrane. The coding region runs from base 47 to 1498 and encodes 483 amino acids. Gene Ontology annotation, molecular function: monocarboxylic acid transmembrane transporter activity. The transcript has 6 exons. Lineage: Eukaryota; Metazoa; Chordata; Actinopteri; Salmoniformes; Salmonidae. Gene Ontology annotation, biological process: transmembrane transport; monocarboxylic acid transport.
AGCUGACGGGACAGAGGGUUGAGGGAAUCUCCUAGCAGAGAGCAUCAUGGGAGGAGCCGUGGUAGACGAUGAGCCUAGUGAUGUGAAGGCGCCAGACGGAGGGUGGGGCUGGGCCGUGCUGGCCGGAGGGUUUGUCAUCACUGGGUUCUCCUACGCCUUCCCCAAGGCUGUCAGUGUGUUUUUCAAGGAAUUGAUCAGGGAGUUCGGAGUGGGAUAUAGCGACUGUGCAUGGAUUUCUUCUAUACUGUUGGCCAUGCUCUAUGGCACAGGUCCACUGUGCAGUGUGCUGGUGAACAAGUUUGGGUGUCGGCCAGUGAUGAUGGUGGGAGGGCUCUUUGCCUCCUUGGGAAUGAUUCUGGCCUCCUUGGCCACCAGUAUCAUACAUAUCUACCUUUGUACUGGAGUUAUAACAGGUCUGGGCCUGGCACUGAACUUCCAGCCAUCUCUGAUCAUGCUGAAUCGUUACUUUAGUGAGAAGAGGCCUCUAGCUAACGGACUAUCUGCUGCCGGGAGCCCCGUGGCCCUCUGCUGCCUCUCGCCUCUGGGACAGGUGCUGCAGUACCACUACGGUUGGAGAGGCGGCUUCCUCAUCCUGGGAGGUCUGCUGCUCAACUGCUGUGCAUGUGGGGCCCUGAUGAGGCCCUUGGUGGGCCCCAAGAAGCCCCAGGACCAGGAGUUGCAGGCUGUAGACCAAGCAGAAAAAAAGCCUAAUCCUCAGAAGAAGCUCCUGGACUUUAGCGUAUUUAAAGACCGAGGUUUUCUCAUCUAUGCCAUAGCUGCGUCCAUCAUGGUACUGGGUCUGUUUGUGCCCCCUGUGUUUGUGGUGAGCUAUGCCAAGGAGAUGGGAAAUGAAGACACCAAGUCUGCCCUCCUCCUCACCAUCCUAGGGUUUGUUGAUAUCUUCGCCCGGCCCACGUGUGGGCUGAUCGCGGGGAUGAAGUGGGUCCGUCCUAGAUGUGUGUAUCUGUUCAGCUUCGCCAUACUCUUUAAUGGCAUCACCGACGUGGUCAGCUCACAGGCGACAGACUACCCUGGUCUGGUGGUGUUCUGUAUAUUCUUUGGGCUCUCUUACGGGAUGGUAGGGGCGCUGCAGUUCGAGGUUCUCAUGGCCAUCGUGGGCACCAAGAAGUUCUCCAGCGCUUUAGGAUUGGUGUUGCUCAUGGAGGCAAUCGCUGUGCUGGUGGGACCGCCUGGAGCAGGUCGUCUGCUGGACACUACCCAUAACUACAUGCAUGUGUUCCUGCUGGCUGGCUGUGAGGUCAUUCUGGCCUCCAUCGUCAUCUGCCUGGGCAACUUCCUGUGCAUCAAGAAGAAGCCAGACGAGCCCGAAGCCCAUCUAGAGAAUGGAGCCCCCGCAGAGAUGGAGAAGCUCAACAGCCUGCCAGAGGGAGGGAAGACUGAGAGCGAGCAGCCGGACGGGGUGAGGGUCUUCUCGGGAAAGGCGAUGGAGGGAGCAGAGAAGAGUGGAGGGGUGGGGAACCCAGAGACAGCUCUGUGAUAGAGGGGAGAUUGUUAAUGAAUUACGGAGAGAGUGACUGAUGAGCUCGAAGCACCAAUAAGGAAGACAUGAGUACACACUCUGACGGAGGGAGGGAGGGAUGGAUUGCGGUGCGCUGUACAUGUUUGGUGUUGUAUGCUUUAAUAUGCACAGUGUUACGUAGUGUUGUUUUUACAGUAACAUCUAGUGUUGAUUCAGGAGUUAAAUUAACUCUGUAGGUGUUAAAUUAACACUGAGUGGUGUAAUAGAACCCCAAUGUUGAUGUUAAUAACCAGUUUUGACUCCAAUCAUUAUCAUAUUUCCCAGCAUGGUAAAUUGCAUGUUUUUUUUUCAAGUCUUUGUUUUAUGUUUUUGCAGAUAAUUAAUCUUGUUCUACUCAAAUAUAACGUAAAUUUUUCUAAACUAAUCCAAUAUGUUACCUGGACUUAUUGCACCCGUUACUGAAAUGGUUGUUCCAGUUUAGAUACUUUUGGUAGUCUCCUACAGUAUCUUAGUAUUCCCAAUCCUGGCAAUCAUUCUGAAUAAAAAAUGAAACAUUCCAAAUGUUGGGUAUCCCACUCUGGCUGGAUUCCAAUAUGAAUUACACAUCACUUUGCAAGCCAGCAUAAAUUGACUUGCAGGCCAAACCAUGAG